CGCGGCGGUGACCGGGAAAUGGGGCUAUGGCGCCGGGCAGCGCGCAGGGAGCGCCGGCCGCCGGCAGGAGCGGGCCCGGGAUGGAGGGCGGAGGCCCGGCGGCCCACAGCGUGUGCAUGGUGUCGGACUUCUUCUACCCCAACAUGGGCGGCGUGGAGAGCCACGUGUACCAGCUGUCACAGUGCCUCAUCGAGCGCGGCCACAAGGUCCUGGUGGUCACCCACGCCUACGGGCACCGCAAGGGCGUCCGCUACCUCACUAGCGGGCUGAAAGUCUACUACCUGCCCCUGAAGGUGAUGUACAACCAGUCCACGGCCACGACGCUCUUCCACAGCCUGCCCUUGCUCAGGUACAUCUUCGUGCGGGAGCGGGUGACCAUCGUGCACGCCCACAGCUCCUUCUCCGCCAUGGCGCACGACGCCUUGUUCCACGCCAAGACCAUGGGGCUGCGGACCGUGUUCACGGACCACUCCCUCUUUGGGUUCGCGGAUGUCAGCUCGGUGCUGACCAACAAGCUGCUGACCGUGUCCCUGUGCGACACCAACCACAUCAUCUGCGUCUCCUACACGAGUAAGGAGAACACGGUGUUGCGAGCAGCCUUGGACCCUCGCAUAGUCUCUGUCAUCCCAAACGCUGUCGAUCCCACCGACUUCACUCCAGACCCCUCGAGGAGGGAUGACAGUACAAUAACAAUUGUUGUCGUCAGCAGACUCGUUUACAGAAAAGGUAUUGAUUUGCUUAGUGGUAUAAUUCCUGAGCUCUGUCAGAAAUAUCCGGAGUUACAUUUCUUAGUUGGAGGAGAAGGACCAAAACGAAUUGUACUGGAAGAAGUCCGGGAGAGAUACCAGCUACAUGACAGGGUGCGUCUUCUAGGAGGCUUGGAACACCAGGAUGUUAGAAAUGUCCUGGUCCAGGGGCACAUUUUUCUCAAUACUUCGCUCACUGAGGCCUUCUGCAUGGCUAUUGUGGAGGCAGCAAGCUGUGGUUUACAGGUGGUGAGUACAAGAGUUGGUGGGAUUCCCGAGGUACUUCCAGAAAAUCUCAUCAUUUUGUGUGAGCCCUCUGUGAAAUCUUUGUGUGAUGGACUAGAAAAAGCGAUUGCCCAGCUCAGAUCAGGAACUCUGCCAUCUCCAGAAACUGUUCAUAAUGAAGUAAAAGCAUUUUAUACAUGGAGGAAUGUAGCAGAGAGAACUGAGAAAGUGUAUGACAGAGUUGCAGAUGAAGUGGUUUUACCAAUGAAGGAGCGACUUGACAGACUAAUGACUCACUGUGGCCCAGUGACUGGGUGUAUUUUUGCUUUUUUUGCUGUUCUGAACUUCCUUCUCUUGAUGUUUCUGAGGUGGAUGACUCCAGAUUCCAUUAUUGAUGUUGCAAUAGAUGCUACGGGACCUAAGGGUGCAUGGACUAAACGGUAUUUUUUUGGGAAAAACAGAAGAGUUAAAGAAGAACUUCCAAACUCCUAAAUUGCUCAAGUGGAGAGGGAAGAAUACAUCGGUCACUAGAGGUUUUAAUGCUUACUGACAGAGACAUUACUCUAAAAAUACUUAAGUUUCUUUCUGAAGUUCUUGGAAAGAAACUUUAGUUCAAUGUGCUACCUCAGUUUAAGAUGAUGUUCUUAAUUCAGUUUUGGAUUCAUGCAAAUUUAUAGGCAUCUCUUUUGCACUGAAAGCUGGGAGGAGAACAUGGGUUUUUAUAUAUGCCAGAAACCUUGGAAACAAAAAAAUAAGAUUUUUCUUGGUAACUUGAACAUUGCAGAAAGGGACUUAAGGUGUUUGGGAAAGGAAAACAAAAAAUAUUACCUUACUGUAGUACCUGCUAAUCCCUGAUAUUUACUGUGAUUUUUUUUUUUUUUAAGACCUUUUUCAAAAUAAUUAAAAACUCAACAAAAUACACCUUUUUCUCAAGAUGAAAAUGGCACUUAAAAUUAGUCAUAAAGUCCAUUACCAUGUAAAUUUCAGAGACUUCGUUCUA
Hirundo rustica (Barn swallow) is the source of this 1971-nucleotide messenger RNA. RefSeq names its product phosphatidylinositol glycan anchor biosynthesis class A (gene PIGA). Gene Ontology annotation, cellular component: glycosylphosphatidylinositol-N-acetylglucosaminyltransferase (GPI-GnT) complex. The record is from RefSeq and is a predicted model, not a curated record. NCBI's taxonomy places the organism in Eukaryota, Metazoa, Chordata, Aves, Passeriformes, Hirundinidae. The transcript has 6 exons. Gene Ontology annotation, molecular function: phosphatidylinositol N-acetylglucosaminyltransferase activity. The coding region runs from base 27 to 1463 and encodes 478 amino acids. Gene Ontology annotation, biological process: GPI anchor biosynthetic process.